Molecule: messenger RNA, 1023 nt
Organism: Juglans microcarpa x Juglans regia
Lineage: Eukaryota; Viridiplantae; Streptophyta; Magnoliopsida; Fagales; Juglandaceae
Product: classical arabinogalactan protein 9-like
Exons: 2
Coding region: 112-786 (224 amino acids)
Cellular component (GO): plasma membrane
Source: RefSeq, a predicted model, not a curated record
CCCACUCAAAACACACGCAUCAACCCAAACACUCUGCAUUCGCUCUUGCUCUUUAGCCUGUGCUAGACUACUGCGCAGGUUAAGCAGGGAGGGGUGCGCACGAUAAGAGAAAUGAUGAAUCGGAAGGCUGUUCUCUUCGUUGGUUUUGUCUGCAUUGUGAUAGCCGGUGUUGGUGGCCAGGCUCCGGCUACUUCUCCUAGCACGACGCCGGCUCCGCCGACGCAGACUAGUCCUCCCACCUCUACUCCACCGCCCACCACGACCCCACCUCCAGCCGUUACAUCUCCUCCCACGGCAACUCCUCCUCCCGUCAGUUCUCCGCCUCCGUCUUUACCUCCUCCAGCGACACCUCCACCGGUAAGCUCUCCCCCUCCUGCAUCGCCUCCUCCGGCGACUCCACCACCAGCAACUCCACCCCCCGCAACUCCUCCCCCAGCUAGUCCUCCCCCGGCCACUCCACCUCCAGCAACUCCUCCUCCCGCCAGUCCGCCUCCGGCAAGUCCUCCACCGUUUGUGCCCCCUCCAUCUCCAUUUGCAUCUCCACCUGCGAUGGUUCCAACUACGGCUCCUGCUCCCUCGCCAAGCAAGAAGGUGAAAGCUCCUGCUCCGUCACCCUUGGGACCGAGUCCACCUGCUCCUCCGACGGGAGCUCCGGGGCCGAGCCAGUCAGCUAUCUCUCCCGCACCAACUCAGAACGACAACAGUGGUGUUGAGAAGAUCUUGUCCAUUCAGAAGAUGGUUGGGAGCUCGGUCUUUGGUUUGGCUCUCCUCUGGUUGAUGCUUUAGAGCUACAUCUCAGAGUUCUCUCCUUUUUCUUUUUUCUUUUUUAAAUUUCUGUUUUAUCUCUUUUGCAUCUAUAUAUUUACUGGCCAUCAUGGUAGCGCUACCACCUGAUGAUGGAACUUGCUACUUGUAUUUGGGAUAUUAUACAUUCGGUUGAAUUCUUUUGGGAGAUUUUUGAGGGAGUUUUUAUGUACUUGAGACUAUUGAGGGAGUUGUUUUUGUAUUGGAUUGGUGGCUGGC